AUGCCACGUCAUUGGAACGGCCUCGAUCAAAUAUCCCACAAUACUCAAAUGUCCGUGUGCCGCAGCGCCAGUCAGUGCCAGAUUGCUGCAUGGUGCCAACGCCUCUUGAGUCAAAUAUCGAACGAUCAGGUCGUGUCUGUUCGGUCCACGGCCGCCCUCGUGCAUCCUUCCGACGAAACGUUGGACGAUACCCAAGUGGCCGCUUCGGGCAACCAAAUGCAGUGCACCCGUCGGCGCGGUGGGUUUGCAGCCACGUCACCUCCGUCGAGCACCUUCGCUUCGGUGCUCGUGGAGCCACUGUACAACGUCCAAGUGUCCAUUGGAGGCUACAAAGACCAUCGCAGCAUCAGUGCAAUCAGUCGUCGCCGACAGCAGUGCGACAAGCGACGUCGACUCACGUCAGAACCAUCGCACUUGUUGCAGAAUGACAACCAGUAG
Molecule: messenger RNA, 438 nt
Organism: Aphanomyces astaci
Lineage: Eukaryota; Oomycota; Saprolegniomycetes; Saprolegniales; Verrucalvaceae
Exons: 4
Coding region: 1-438 (145 amino acids)
Source: RefSeq, a predicted model, not a curated record